GUGUUCACGUUGAUGAUAGAUAGCCUUGAGCAAUUGCCUAUCUGUCAGCCUCUCUGUCUCUCUGUCUUCUUCCAUUUCUUUAUUUCCAUACCACUCUGUUUCUUCACAACACUUCUCUUAUUUAACCUUCUUCUUCUCUCCAUCACCACCAUUUUUCCCCAUUUUAACUUAAUUACUUCUAAUUACUUCCUUACCUUGUUUUGUUCCAUGACGAUGAUGACCACCACCACCAACAGUAAUACCAAUGCAGGUUUGUUCGGGGAUACCACUUUGACGAAAGUCUUCGUUGGUGGGUUAGCUUGGGAAACACCAAAGGAAGCCAUGAGAGAUCACUUCCAGAAGUUCGGUGAAAUUCUCGAAGCGGUUAUAAUCUCUGAUAAACUCACCGGCAGAUCCAAGGGAUAUGGAUUCGUUACAUUCAAAGACGCGGAAUCGGCGAAGAAAGCUUGUGAGGAUUCGGCUCCGAUCAUCAAUGGCCGUCGAGCUAACUGUAAUCUCGCUUCACUUGGAGCUCGGCGCGGCGGUUCUAGGUCGGCUUCCGCUACUCCUCCUCAAGCUCCUCAACCAGGAUCGAACGGUGGAGGACCGAGAACGACAACAGCAGCAACCGCACCGGGAAAUCACGUGCAGUGGUAUUACCCGGCGGGGACUCAUCCAACGCCGUUUCAUCAUCAGCCUCAUCAACCGGUCCCUUUUUAUGGAUAUUCCCCAAGCCCCACAUACAUCGCAACCGAUAUCAGUUACAACCACAAAUUGGGGUAUGUGAACGGACAUUACACACAAAUGUAUCCAGGGCAGGCGGCUAUGGUAGGGGCGAACACAUUGAUGCCAAUGUACCCGCUGUAUCAUUACCAUCAAUCACACGCCAUGGGGAUGCCGGCCCACAUCUUCCCUCCUAGUCCCACGACGGCGGGCCCCUUCGCCGCUGUCCCACCCACUUCCAUUAUGUCCAAACCAACCACCGUUGGUCCCAACCCAGUUUGCUUGGUUGUGGAAUAAAUAGGUACAGUUGGAGGCAGGGGAUGAAGAAGAAGAAGAAGAUGAUGAUGAUGAUGAUGCAUGGUAAAAGAAGAGCAGAGUAGUAUAAAAAUGGGGACAGGGCAGGCUAAGAGGGACUAUUUUUUUUAUUAAAAAAAAAUUUCUUUUUUAAAUUUUUAAUCAGAACAUCUCAUUCUCUUAGUACAUGGCAGGCAAGAAAAAAGAAAAAGAAAAAUAACAGAGACAAUGUGAAGCUGGUUGAGGGGGGCUGCUCAGAACUACAUUAUUUUUAGGCUGAUCUGUUGUAGCUCUUUAUUUAUUUCUUUCUUCUUUUAAUUAUAAAAAAAAAAAAAAAAAAACUAAUUUUAUUGUU
Cucumis melo (muskmelon) is the source of this 1351-nucleotide messenger RNA. Its product is annotated as probable RNA-binding protein ARP1. NCBI's taxonomy places the organism in Eukaryota, Viridiplantae, Streptophyta, Magnoliopsida, Cucurbitales, Cucurbitaceae. Bases 13 to 999 code for a protein of 328 amino acids. The transcript has 6 exons. Gene Ontology annotation, molecular function: RNA binding. The record is from RefSeq and is a predicted model, not a curated record.